UUUCCGCUGCUCUGUAAACAUUCAGUGUUGGCAGCAGUGGCUCGUAGAUUCUCAAUUUGUCUUAAAGACACUGAAAUAACGCUUUAUAAGGUGAAGCAUGCUGACUGUUGGCAGAGCUGCAAGACAUCCUCUCACAUAUCCUCUCACAUAUGUUAGGAGUAUCUCAAAGUCUGCCAUGUUCUCAGGCUACCAGCAGGCUAAUGUCAUCAUCCUGCCCAAUCAUCUGGCCAAUGACUUCGAAGCCUUCUGUCGCCAUAAUCCCGCCCCCUUGCCACUCCUUUAUCGCAGCCAAUCACAAGAGACUUCCUGCCUGCCUCUGGCUAGACACACUGACAUAAGGACAGAUAUUUCUCAGUACUGUGUGUAUGAGAAGGGUCAACUGGUGAAAACAGUGUCCAGUCUGCAGAGUUACACCAAUCAACCGAGGAUCACAUCAGAGCAGCAGGCGGUGCAUCGCAGCCAUCAGUGGUCAGACAUGGUGUGUUUCUAUCUGGGCUGCAGUUUUGGCUUUGAGGGCAGACUGAAGGCAGCUGGAGUCCCUGUCAGGAACGUGGAGCAGGGCAGUAACGUCAGCAUGUACAGGACUGCAGUUCCCUGUGUUCCUGCAGGAGCGUUCAGCUGCCCUCUAGUGGUCACUAUGCGUCCUGUUCCAGCUGCUAUGCUGAAUGCAGCGGUGGAGGUAACUUAUCUCAUUCCACAAGCACAUGGGGCUCCUGUACACAUAGGAGACCCAGCUUUCCUAGGCAUACAGGACCUGUCCAGACCAGACUAUGGGGACCCAGUAGAGCUGCAGCCUGGUGAUGUCACUGUCUUCUGGGCCUGUGGAGUGACUGCUAUAGAGGCAAUACUCUGCAAUAAGCCUUCUUUAGCUUUCAGUCACUCACCAGGAUGUAUGUUCCUGACCGACAUCCCAGACUCCUCAGACCUGCCAUACACCAGACCUAGUCCUGAGCUGACCCCCCUCUGCUUCCUGGUAUCCCACAAUCCCUUGUUGUACAGCCUGGCGUCUCAGAGGGCAGUGGCUAGGAUCAGACAGUUGGAGACGAUUAUUGGAGAGGACCCAGGUCAACGAGGGAUCAAAGCUUUAGCCGUCCAGGAUGAACUUCUUCACUCCUGUCUGGCACUCUCCCACUCCUCCUCUGUUGCCAUAACAACUGGCUUCCCCACGCACUACAUGCACAGCCCUCCAGAUGAAACAGACGGCCCACCGGGGGCCAUUGCCAUAGCGACGAUGUUGUUGUCUCUAGGGAAACAGGUGACUAUGGUGACGGACAGGAGAGCCCUGGAGAUGAACCAGGCCAUUAUUGAUGAAGCUGUGAAAACAGGUGUUCUGAAAACUGCAAUCCCAUUGGUCACCUUUGACGACAGUGGCCCAGAUGCCCCACUGCACUUCUUGUGUCACGAUGGAGACCCCAGCAAGCCCAGAUAUAACCACCUUGUGGCGAUAGAGCGCACUGGAAGGGCUGCAGAUGGAAAUUACUACAACAUGAGAGGAAUAAACAUCAAACAUCUGGUGGAUCCAAUCGAUAACCUGUUCCUAGCUGCGAAGGACAUACCUGGAAUUCUCACUACAGGAGUCGGUGAUGGUGGUAAUGAGUUGGGGAUGGGUAAAGUGAAGGAGAAGGUGAAGAGCCUGAUGCCCAAUGGGAGUCUCAUAGCCUGUGACAUUCCUGCUGACUACGCCAUCACUGCUGGGGUGUCUAACUGGGGAGGAUAUGCUGUGGCCUGUGGGCUGUACCUGCUCCACACCUGCCCUUCACACCAGCGAUACCUAAAGAAAGGCCUGGGAGUGGAACACACAGCCCCCCAAGAAAAGCUGCAGGACUGGACUGCUAACCUGCCAUCUGUGGACAAGGAGGAGUCCUUUCUUUCCACUCUGGUGCGUUUUGGGAUAAGAAGUGGGAAAACCGGUCACCUGGCCAUGGAGGUGGAUGGUUUGACCUUUCACCCCACACACUCUGACAUAAUCACCAGACUGCUGAAGGUCACACUAGGCUCCACCUCCCUGAACGCUUGAUGAGUUCCUCCUGUGUGUUCUCAACAAGUGAAUUAUCUCUGUGUAUUUUGAGUAUUGGCAUAACCUCAACACUAAUCACUUAGAAGACUGAAACCAUUGAGAGGUGAUUGCUCAUUUGGGUCACAACUUUCAGAAUGUGGCACCAGACAGAGACACACACACACACACACAUACAAUCAGGGUGUCAGUGGGUGAAAUUCUGUUUCCUCUCUAUUCAGACUGCAGAAAGGAUGUGAAAAAGGGAGCUGCGUGUGUGUGUGGUUUUAGAUGCUGCCUUGGUUACCUUUCAGCCCUCUCCCUUCACUAACAGUGGCACAGCAAAGUAGACUCCAGUGAAACAGGCUCUCUUUCCUCUCCUCCUCUCUCCCUGUCUCUCUGAGGCUCUUUGCUGCCUCAGCAAUGAAUAAAUCAGAGCUCUGAUUCUAUUUUCAUGCCUUAAAAACCAGAAAAGUUUAAAAAUACUCUCUGUAAAUUCUUGCCAUGCAUCACUGCAGCGUUGCCGACAGAUAGCGAGCAGCAGUUGAUGUACGAACAAAGGUGAUGAUAAUAAUCUUUUGCACAGAUUUUGUUACAACACUCAACACAAUGCUGAUUGUAUUAUCCAUUAGUGCAGUGACACCCUGAGACUCUCAGACAUGAAUAGAUGCUGGUAUAACGUGGUUAUAAUAUACCCCCUCCCAGUAUUUCAAAACAGAACAAACUAUGAAGCAGUGAAAGGCUAAAUUAUGUUCAACCAAACAGUUUGUCCAGGAGGCUUCCUCAGACACAGGAGCAUCACUCCCAGUGAGGAUGGCAGAGUUAUUCUUUUCUAGGGAGCAUCACAGCUAAAAAGGUAUAGAAUUAUAAAUGUGAUAUAUAUUAGAAAUUAUAAAUCUGACAAAGGACUAUGCAUGCAAACACGUGUUUUGAAAAUACUGGGAAUCUGACUUUAUAAAAUGAUUGUGUUCAGACAUUCAAUAAUUGUUGAUCAUUGUGGUAAAGUGUUUAAGAAGUUGAAGCUUUGAUUUAAAUUUUGUUUUACAGAUUCAUGUCUUCUAAUUUAAAUAAAAUAUGUAA
Messenger RNA from Toxotes jaculatrix (banded archerfish), 3073 nucleotides. It is a transcript of the gene dglucy, whose product is annotated as D-glutamate cyclase. Gene Ontology annotation, molecular function: D-glutamate cyclase activity. Lineage: Eukaryota; Metazoa; Chordata; Actinopteri; Toxotidae. The record is from RefSeq and is a predicted model, not a curated record. The coding region runs from base 98 to 2017 and encodes 639 amino acids. Gene Ontology annotation, biological process: glutamate metabolic process. The transcript has 15 exons.